AUAAUUAAAUAAAUAAAUAAAAAAAACCCUCUUACCCUACUGCAUCCGCCGCCCGCACUCCGCAAAAUCUUCUCCUCUUUUCCUUUUUCUUCUUCGCCCUGCUGCUGCUGCUGCCGCCAAGGAGAAUCGCAUAAGGCGGCGUCGGAUCCGGUGGAAGUUAGCCGGCGGGUGAAGUUGAAAGAGUAGUGUUGAGUUGAAGAGGUGAACAAGAGGGUAAAGAUAUAUCAAUGGGAAUACCUGAUAUGGAUGAGCUAAUCGUCACCGACUCUGAGCUGGAUCAUCACGUCAGAGAGGCUCUCAAAGCUGCUAUACAGGGCAACAAUGAAUUUUAUGAACAGCUUCUGGCAGUGUUGCACAAGAGAAAACACUCUACAACUGAAGAGGUCGCCCUUCUUGUGACUUGCUUGAAAGCUGUGACUGGAGCAGUCUCUUGCAUGCAUAUUGAUCAUCAUAAAAGGCUCCUCGGUGCUAUACUUCGAAUGAGUCUGUGGGAUCACGGAACAGAUGUGAUGGAUGCAUUGACUGAGUUGAUUGUAUCCUUGGCUUCGUCAAAUGGGGAGUUACUUGGUUUGUGCUUGGAGAUGCUCCUUGCCAAUUUCAUGCCUCCCUCCAAAUCUUCUUAUUUUGUAGAGUUCUUGAAGGAACCCAGGGGUCUUGCCAAGAAAACCCAAGUCCUCGACCGUGUUCAUUCAACUUUGGGAAAUAUCGCAGCUGUAGUUCCCCUUUCACCUAUGAGGCUAGAGGAAAUCGUCAGGAAUAGAAUGUCGAAGAUGGGCCAAGUGUCUCCGCUUCCUUAUCUUAUAUUGAAUGUGGAGAACAUGCUGAGAUUGGAAGGCAGUGCAGUCGGUAAACUCUUUGGAAGCACAAUUAUUGCCUCUUUGGUUGAUAGGCUAGUAGAAUUGGAUGUUGAAAUAUCAUGGGAUGAAAUCUUGCAUGAUGACUUUCAAAAAGGCAUAUUUGACUUGGAAAUGGAAGAGCUCGAGGUUGAGGCACAUGCAGAUGUUAUCGAACAAGAUUGCACUGAGCUUACCAAGGAAGCUUUGAUACAAAGGUUCUUAAGCAAAAGCCCUGAGGCUGGAAAGCUAGAUAGCUUGAUGGCACUAACAUUUGAAUACCUUAAAACCUGUUUCGAGAACGGACGUUUGGUUCAGGUUUUCGAGACCCUCCUCCAUUCGUUCCAAAAAACAAUUUUGACUGCAUACAAAUCAAAGUUUGCACAGUUUGUAAUAUUCUAUGCUUGCUCGCUCGAUCCCGAAACUUGUGGCAAGAUGUUUGUUGAUGUCCUUGUAAAUAUCUUUCUGACCAGUCCCUUCUCUGAGUGGAGAAUGAGUGCUGUUGCGUAUCUUGCUAGUUACUUGGCUCGUGCAAAAUUUGUUCCUGCCUCAUUUGUCGCCUAUAUAUUGGAAAGUGUGGUGAAUUGGUGUUUUCUUUAUUGCAACAAUCAGGACGGGGGCAUUAAUCCGAAGGCUCGUAAAGUAUUCUAUGCUGGAUGCCAGGCCAUAAUGUAUGUGCUCUGUUUCCGCAUGAAGCAAAUGAUUGAUGUACCCCGACUCAAGUCACAACUGCUGCAUAUGCACAUUGAAGAUGUUCUCAAUCAUCCUUUACGACCCCUGCAGGUAUGCCUGCCUUCAAUUGUCGAGGAAUUCCUACGGCUAGCACAGGCGAACCGUGUAUUCUCACUGCCUCAAAGCUCCACCGACAAUGGCCUCCUAGAAUCAGAACAUUCUCGGGCAUUUGGUGGAGCUGACAAAUUCGACACGUUUUUCCCAUUCGAUCCUUGCUUGUUAAGGAAAUGUGACGAAUUCAUCCGGCCAAGCUAUGUGUACUGGUCGAUGGUUAGAGGUACGUAUGACGAUGAAGAUGAAGAAGGCCUGAGCGACGACGAUGAUGAUGUGGCAGAGGCAUACGUAAACAGGCAUGCAAUGAGUAAUCAAAGCGACGAGGAGGAAUAUUCAGAGGCGGAUGAAUUAGAUUAUUCUAUGGACAAAAUGUCUAUCACACCGAAAGAUUUGAGCCACAAGUUCGGAGGCAGAAUGCAGCAGCAGAGGAGAUUCGAGCAGAUGCCAUCCAAGAUUCGACCUUCGACUAGCCCCGAGUCAUUGUGAGUGUCUUCUUCUCUUUAAAGAAUCACGAUUUUGUUGGUAGUUAAUAUUUGAUAUAGUUAGUUGUUGUGUGAUGAAGAAAAUGAAAUUCAUUUGUGAUUUUGAUCUGAAGAAAAGAUGAUGAUAAUGCACAAAAGCAAAGCAGUAUGUUGUAUUUUAUUGAAUUUGUGAGAUAUUAUUAUUUAUAUAAAUGUGUUAGGAUUCAAAUUUUA
Andrographis paniculata is the source of this 2314-nucleotide messenger RNA. RefSeq lists its product as uncharacterized. Gene Ontology annotation, biological process: transcription initiation at RNA polymerase I promoter. Gene Ontology annotation, cellular component: nucleus. Bases 228 to 2105 code for a protein of 625 amino acids. Lineage: Eukaryota; Viridiplantae; Streptophyta; Magnoliopsida; Lamiales; Acanthaceae. The record is from RefSeq and is a predicted model, not a curated record. Gene Ontology annotation, molecular function: RNA polymerase I general transcription initiation factor activity; RNA polymerase I core binding. The transcript is spliced from 16 exons.